Messenger RNA from Didymella exigua CBS 183.55, 1572 nucleotides. Its product is annotated as MFS general substrate transporter. The transcript is spliced from 2 exons. The coding region runs from base 1 to 1572 and encodes 523 amino acids. Gene Ontology annotation, biological process: transmembrane transport. Gene Ontology annotation, molecular function: transmembrane transporter activity. Lineage: Eukaryota; Fungi; Ascomycota; Dothideomycetes; Pleosporales; Didymellaceae. The record is from RefSeq and is a predicted model, not a curated record.
AUGGGUCUAGGAGUGCUAGAAGAUCGACAGAUGGCGGCUCCUCCUGGAACUUCUACGCUUGGUGCAUCAGCAGCAGAGGGAGACCCAGUAAUCGACACUUCAGAACUCAAGCGAGAUGGUGACAUUGUCCUGCAGCCACAGCCCUCUGACAGCCCCAACGACCCUUUAAACUGGACUGCAGUGCGGAAAGAAGUCAUCAUGAUCAUCUUAGCUUUCAGCUCUGGUGUGACGACGUCUCUGGGGCCAAUGGUGACUCCAGGUCUGCCUUUGGUAGCGCAGAAGUACAACGUCAGCGUCGGCAUGGUGACGAGUCUCAUCAUUGGCUUUCUGGCAUUCUGGAUCGGAUUUACCACCUUCUUUACUGCGGCCGGUGCGAACAUCUGGGGAAAGCGUCCGUUCUUCAUCAUCUCCGCCAUCAUCCUGCUGGCGACAAACGUAUGGGGCUACUUCUCCACCUCUUUCGUCUCUUUGGCUGUCAUGCGAGUCAUCCAGGGUAUCGCCUCUGCACCACUUGAGACGCUUGUCACCUCCACCGUCUCGGACAUGUACUAUGUUCAUCAGCGAGGUGUUCGCAUCAGUAUCUGGGGGUGUAUGUUGGCCAGUGGGGUACUGCUUGGCCAGACGAUCGCUGGCGCCAUUAUUCAGAACAUCUCGUUCGAGGCCACCUUCGGUAUUUCCGCAUUGAUCUUCAUCCCCAUUGUCCUCGCCAUGUAUUUCUUCGUCGUCGAGACAACGUACUACGGCACCCGUCCAAAUUUGCAGAUAGAGUUCGAGCCGGAAGAGAAGAGCUCAACUUGGUCAGAGUAUGGCGAAGAGAAGGAGACAUACCGCCGGCAACUUGCACUCUUCCGCGGUCGCCUUUCGGACGAGUCUUUCUGGCGCAAUGUGUGGAAGCCUGUUCCACUCAUCGCAUAUCCUGCCGUUCUCUUCAGCACCGUGGUAUAUGGCACAUACUUUACUUGGCUCCUCACUAUCUCCGUUCUGUCGGUGUCGAUCUUCUCAGCGCCGCCCUACUCGCUUGGACCCGCACAAGUCGGACUCACCAACCUUCCACUGCUCGCUGUCGGACUCGUUAGCUCGCCGCUGUCAGGCUGGGCCGCCGACUUCAUAGCCAAAUUUAUGGCGCGUCGAAACAAGGGUAUCUUUGAGCCCGAGUUCCGCCUUGCGCUCAUGAUACCUGCGGUCAUCUUCGCAACGAUUGGAUUUCUGGGCUUUGGUAUCAGUGCUCAGCGCGGCGACUCGAUCUACCAGCUCGUUGCUUUCAUGUCCAUUCACGCCUUCAGCGUGCCGUUUGCGAGCACGGCGAGUCUGACGUAUGUCAUUGACUGCCACCCCAAGGACGCGAAUCAAGCCUUCGUCACCAUCAAUUUCACAAAGGCGGUGUUCACGUUUGUUGCAACCUCGUAUGCAAAUAGUGUCUUGGCGAGCAUUGGACCAAGCAAGUUGUUUGUGGCAAUCACAAUGAUCAAUCUGGGUGUCUGUGCCUUGACUAUACCGGCAUACAUUUUCGGAAAGAAGUUCAGGGGCUUGGUAGCAAGGAGUUCCUUUGGUCAGAAGCUGUCUGCUUUAUGA